AUCCCUGGUAUUUUGUUUACGUUUUAUUUUUUUUAGAGAAAAAAGAAAAAGUUUGAAAAGGUUUUAUUAUUUUUACUAAAAAACAUUUUCAUAAAUCAAAUGGCAACAUUUAUUUUAACGUUUGUUAAAAAGUGAUUAAGCAUGGGUACCAAAAUUUUGGAUGAUAUUCGUAGUGACUUGAAACUACUUAUUAAACUAAUCACCGAUUUUGAAGAAGAUGAAGAAGGAUUUGUUUUAUGUGAGCGUUUUGCUCUAUCACAAAUAAAACAUCAUCGAUAUUUGUCUGUUAAUAGUCAUAUGACAAAAAAAGAAAUAUCAGAGUUAGUUGAGAAAUUUCAAAUUCAUGGUAAAUAUGAAGUUGCAAACAAGUUUCAGGAGCUUAUUGAUUCAUUUUUAAAUAAUUUCGAUUUUGGAAGACAUCCACAAUAUGAUAUACAAUGGUCAUUAUUGACACUUUUAUUAAAUUUAUCCACUGAAACUAAUAACUCUGAUUUAUCAAGUUUGGAACAAAUUGCAAAUGUACCUUCAAAUGAGGAUAAGCCAGAUGAUAUUGAUUGGGCCAAAUAUUUAAAGGAAGGUGAAGAAACCUUUUUUUCCAAAUAUCAAAGUAGCAGUAGUAGUGAUUCUGAUUGGACAGAUGAUGAGGAUGUUAAAGGUGUUGAUUUGCCGGAAAAUGAUCUGUUAAAAAUUUGUUCAAACGAUAAGGACUUAUGUUUAGCAAUAAAUGUUAAAGAAUCUGAAAAUAAGAUUGAAAAAUUAUCCUUAUGUAUUGCCGAUAAAUUACAUUCGAAAAAUUGGUUAGCAAGUAAAAUUCAACAUUCUUGGUGGAAUGAUGUUAGUCGACAUCAACUUGAAGAAAAUAGUAAACUUUCAAGUGCAAUGUGUUUUCAAUUUUGUCGACAAAAUAUUUCAAAACAUCAUCACAAUAUUAACACAAUAAGCGAAUAUCAAACUUGUAGAGAAUUACUUUGGAUGUUUCACAUUCAAAAGCCAAUGGCCCUUUUUCAGAGUAAAGAAUCAUUGGAUUUUUUUGUUCGUGAUAAUGUAUCAAUACCAAGUCUAACUGUUACAGCUUUUAAAAGUAAUUUACUGACAUACUGUCAUUACUUUUCAAUGAUUCGUGAAUUACAAGAGUUCAGUCGAAAAUUAUAUUCUCAAAGUCAACUAUUGGAGGAAGCACAAAAACCACCUUUAACUUAUGAAGCCUAUAACAAUGCUUUACAGCAAUAUGUACUUCAAGUUAAAGAAGAAAUUGUUGAAUUAGAACGAAAUUUAAUUAUUCAAGAAGGUUUUAAUACAUUUCUUGCAUUAUCUAAAGAGUUAAUGAAACAUUUAAAUUUGAUUAAAAUUCUCUACGAAAUUCAUCAGUCUGCAACAGAAAACUGGGAAAAUUGUUCAAAUUGGCUACGCGCUUCAAAAUUAUUAUCUACUUUAUAUAACGAGAUGCAAAGUUCCUCUAGUCAUGAAAGGACUCAUGUUUGUGCUAAUUUAUAUUUAUCUAGUAUUACUGCUUAUUUAAAUAUCAUAGACGUUUGGUUGAGUGAAGGUCGACUUGAAGAUUGGAGAAAUGAAUUUAUUAUUAUUAGAGAAUGGGAUAGAAAAUCACUAGAAGGAGAACAAUUGUAUAAAAAAUUUAAAGUGAGAAAACUUCAAGAAGAAAGUAUAAAGGAUCCUGUAAUGCAACUUUUGUUGAAAAAAGUUUGUCAAAUGGGUCGUAACAUUGAAUUACUUGUUACAUUGGACCGUCUUUCCGACAUGUGGGACACCAUGAAUGAUCAAGAUGCCAGGUUAAUUUCGUUAAACGAAGAAUUUCGUAAGCAAGUUGUAUCGGAAACUUUAAAAUAUUCUAUUCAUUCUACAUGCGAUAGAACAGAUGCCAUAUUAAAUAAACAAACAAUUUUCACACCUCAAGAUUUAAUUAAUGAUAGUUUUUUGUGUCAGCCUUUAAUAGCGGAUAAUCCAUUUUACAUGAAAGCUUUCGAAAAAUAUUCAUCAUUAAAUGGGAGGCAAACAUACGUCUAUGAUGAAAUUGAUUAUAGAUCCAAUAAAAAAGAAGAAAUUAAAUCAUCGAAUUUAUUUCUAUUUGAACUUGCAUCCAAGUCAAUUUUACCAUUGAGAAAAAUUUUCGAAAUUUCUCUUUCAAAAAUUCUUGACCUUCGUUACAAUGGUGCUAAUAAAUUGGUCAAACAAAUAAUGAUCAAGGAAUAUAAAUUAGAGGAAAAUUUGAGAUUAAUGAGAAGUAUUUUUAUGAUGGAGAAAGGUCAUCUAAUGAAUAAGUUUUGUAAUCAAAUGUUCAAUGAGAUUGAGUCAAAUGUUAAUUGGAAUAAUUCACAUUUUCUAUCAGUAAUCUUGGAGGAAGUAAUUUCCGAAGAAUUGCCAGAAUUAAGUUCACGUUGGUCAAUUACUAUUGAUAGUGCAAGAACUCGUCAAGUGUUAAAUGCCGUGAAUGGAAUAACUUUAAAUUAUUCAGUAGACUGGCCAGUUAAUUUACUUCUCAAUGAAGAAACACUCAAUAAAUAUAACAUUAUUUUCAGAUUUGUUUUGAAAUUAAAAUGGGUCGUUUGGACUUUAAAUAGUUUGUCAUUUUCAGACCUUGAAGGAUCAAAAUCUGAGGCACCAAUUGAUGCUGUAAAACACUUUCAAAUGAGAAGACUCGAGUGUUUAAGAUUUUGGUUAUUACAUGCUAUUGGAGCAAUUCACAUUUAUCUUUCAGGUCAAGUGCUUCAAAGUUUAGGAAGUGCUUUAGAUGAUGAGUUAACUCAAGCAGAUAAUUUUUAUUCAAUUAUCAAAAUUCAUAAAGAAUAUUUAAAUAAAGUACUUGAGCAUUGCUUGCAAACUUCUCAAUUCGAAGAUUUAAUGAUAAUAAUCAAUCAGUUACUAGAAAUGUGUAUAAAUGUUCGAGACAUUUGGAAAAAAGGAUAUCAUUAUUUGGAUGGGAAGAAAUUGGAUUUACUAGAAAGCACUUACAUUAAGUAUCAUACACAAUUGGCAUUAGCUUUACGUAAUGCAGUGCAGCAUCACAACUUUGCAUACUUAUCUGGUUUGACAUCUGCUUUUAAUUAUAGCAUGCCAACAACAUAAUUUCAUCAAAAUAGUUUUUGUUAUUGUUAUGAAAUGUAUAUAUAGAAAUAAAUAUUUUUUUUUAAUUUAAAAGCUAUGCUUUAAAAGUUUCAUUCUUUCAAUGUAAAUAGAUUCAAAGAUUAAAUGAAAUUUAA
Messenger RNA from Leptopilina boulardi, 3215 nucleotides. It is a transcript of the gene Grip128, whose product is annotated as gamma-tubulin complex component 5-like. The transcript has 11 exons. The record is from RefSeq and is a predicted model, not a curated record. Gene Ontology annotation, molecular function: microtubule minus-end binding; gamma-tubulin binding. The coding region runs from base 142 to 3081 and encodes 979 amino acids. Gene Ontology annotation, cellular component: equatorial microtubule organizing center; gamma-tubulin complex; centrosome. NCBI's taxonomy places the organism in Eukaryota, Metazoa, Arthropoda, Insecta, Hymenoptera, Figitidae. Gene Ontology annotation, biological process: mitotic cell cycle; spindle assembly; meiotic cell cycle.